AUGAGUAAAGCAGUCCUCCGCAAAGAUUUCAAAUGGGGUUUCGCAACUGCGAGCUACCAAAUUGAAGGUGCACCAGAGGAAGAUGGUCGCGGCCCUUCCAUCUGGGACACAUUUUGCAAGAUCCCCGGCAAGAUUGCAGAUGGUAGUUCAGGAGACGUAGCAUGUGACUCCUACCAUCGGGCCUCUGAGGACAUUGCACUGCUCAAACUUACCGGGGCGGAAGCCUAUCGGUUCUCGAUCUCAUGGUCUCGCAUUAUUCCGCUGGGUGGUCGUCAUGACCCGAUUAAUCCUAAGGGUAUUGCUUAUUACACCAAGUUGGUGGAUGAUUUGCUUGCAGAGGGCAUCACGCCGUUCGUGACGCUGUUUCAUUGGGAUUUGCCGGAUGGGUUGGAUAAACGGUAUGGAGGGUUGUUGAAUAAAGAGGAGUUUGUCAAGGAUUAUGCUCACUAUGCUCGAGUGCUUUUUCAAGCGAUUCCUCAGGUCAAGAAUUGGAUCACGUUUAAUGAGCCGUGGUGUUCCUCGAUCUUGGGCUAUAACACGGGAUUAUUUGCUCCGGGUCACACGAGUGAUAGAUCAAAGAGCGAUGUUGGAGAUAGCAGCAGGGAACCUUGGACUGUAGGACAUAAUUUUCUUAUAGCUCAUGGUACAGCUGUGAAGAUCUAUCGGGAAGAAUUCAAGGCUAGAGAUGGUGGUCAAAUUGGAAUUACUCUUAAUGGUGACGCCGUCUACCCCUGGGACCCUUCGGAUCCCCAGGACGUGGAAGCCGCGGAACGCAAACUCGAAUUCAGCAUAUCGUGGUUUGCCGACCCCAUCUACCUCGGCCAAUACCCAGAAUCCAUGCGCAAGCAACUCGGAGAUCGUCUCCCCACCUUCACCGAUGAAGAAGUGGCGCUUGUAAAAGGCUCGAAUGAUUUUUACGGCAUGAAUUCCUAUACCGCUAAUUAUAUCAAACAUAAGACGACUCCUGCUGAAGAAGAAGAUUUUCUGGGGAAUUUGGAGCCGCUGUUUGAGAAUAAGAUCGGCGAGAGUAUUGGUCCGGAGACUCAGAGUGUGUGGUUACGUCCUAAUCCCCAGGGAUUUCACGAUUUGAUUUUAUGGAUAUCAAAGCGUUAUGGUUUUCCACCCAGUAAGCACAUUUCCCCAUCCUCAUUCCCAUCACCUUUCCCUUCUAUCAUAUCCCCCCAAAUCAAACUAAUCCCCUCCCCUUCCUCCCCACUAGUCUACAUAACCGAAAACGGCACGUCCGUCCUCCACGAAAACGACAUUCCGUACCCAGAAAUCCUCCACGACACAUUCCGCGCCGACUAUUUCCGGACGCACAUACUUGCGAUGGCAUCUGCAGUCGAGGAAGGCGCCGAUGUGCGCGGGUAUUUGGGCUGGAGCUUGAUGGAUAAUUUUGAGUGGGCCGAGGGAUACGAGACGCGGUUUGGCGUGACUUAUGUGGAUUAUGAGGGGGGUCAGCGCAGGGAACCGAAGGAUAGUGCGUUGGUUUUGAAACCGCUUUUUGAGGAGUUGAUUAAGAAGGGAUAG
This is a messenger RNA of Sclerotinia borealis F-4128, 1530 nucleotides long. The record is from the annotation of a GenBank genome assembly. Lineage: Eukaryota; Fungi; Ascomycota; Leotiomycetes; Helotiales; Sclerotiniaceae.